CUAGGUCCGGGCAGCCGAAGAGUGUGGUAGGUAACGGUCGUCAGCGCAAGGGUCAUUUCGUCACUGGGAAGGGACGGCCCUUGCCCGCGGUGAUGGUGGUUAGUAAGAUGAACAAAGAUGCGCAGAUGAGAGCAGCAAUUAACCAAAAGUUGAUAGAAACUGGAGAAAGAGAAUGCCUCAAAGAGUGGCUGAGAGCUAAAUUAACUGAAUGUGGCUGGAAGGAUCAGUUGAAGGCACACUGUAAAGAGGUAAUUAAAGAAAAAGGACUAGAACACAUUACUGUUGAUGACUUGGUGGCUGAAAUCACACCAAAAGGCAGAGCCCUGGUACCUGACAGUGUAAAGAAGGAGCUCCUAUAAAGAAUAAGAACAUUCCUUGCUCAGCAUGCCAGCCUUUAAGACUGAAUUAGAUUGUGUUGUUUUGUGGUUUUAUUUCUGAAAGUAAAACUUGCCAUAAAUUAGGAAUCGAUUUCCCAAAAUAAAA
Messenger RNA from Balaenoptera musculus (blue whale), 483 nucleotides. Its product is annotated as transcription and mRNA export factor ENY2-like. The record is from RefSeq and is a predicted model, not a curated record. NCBI's taxonomy places the organism in Eukaryota, Metazoa, Chordata, Mammalia, Artiodactyla, Balaenopteridae. Bases 93 to 359 code for a protein of 88 amino acids. The transcript has 2 exons. Gene Ontology annotation, cellular component: nuclear pore; DUBm complex; SAGA complex. Gene Ontology annotation, molecular function: transcription coactivator activity; chromatin binding. Gene Ontology annotation, biological process: poly(A)+ mRNA export from nucleus; positive regulation of DNA-templated transcription; regulation of transcription by RNA polymerase II.